This is a messenger RNA of Pocillopora verrucosa, 1698 nucleotides long. Its product is annotated as adenosine receptor A3-like. Gene Ontology annotation, biological process: G protein-coupled receptor signaling pathway. NCBI's taxonomy places the organism in Eukaryota, Metazoa, Cnidaria, Anthozoa, Scleractinia, Pocilloporidae. The record is from RefSeq and is a predicted model, not a curated record. Gene Ontology annotation, molecular function: G protein-coupled receptor activity. Gene Ontology annotation, cellular component: plasma membrane.
AUGAAUAAUUCACUCCCUGGCACGGAAUCACAUAAUUCAAGCUCGAAGACUUUACAAGAUCCGUUCUACUCUGUUCUUAUGGCUAAUGCUAUCCUCAAUAUUUGUCUCUGUUAUCCAACCAUUAUGAUGAACAUUCUAGCAAUUCAAGCUUUGAGAAAAACGCCUUCGCUGUCAAAAAAUUUAAAAACAUUGCUUUUAAAUCUUGCUGUUUCUGAUCUUAGUGUUGGCGUACUGGGUCAACCGCUGUAUAUCGUUCGGCGAGUGGGCCAACUACACGGCAACUUGCAUAAACUGCGUACUUCCUUUUCCAUUGUUGCCAAUGUCCUCUUUCUAUCGUCUUUUUGUGGUGUAACGGCCGCGAGUGCAGACAGAUUCGUUUCCAUUUGGAAGCCUCUGCGUUAUCCCCAACUGGUGACUCACGAACGAGUGGUUAUCACGGUCAUUGCAAUAUGGCUUUUAAGUGCAUUUCUUGGACUUGCGAAUGUGUUCCUUCUCACAGAGAAGAUGUCUUUUGUGAUAUUUUUCAUAAUCGAAUUAUUUUGCUUCGUUUCCACCACAUGGUUUACUUUAAAGGUUUAUUUAACGAUCAGACGUCAAAACUUACAAAUUCAGGCUAGAGCACAUUCAGCUCAAAAUAGCCAUAUCAUGAUAAAAGAUGCCACGCUUAACAAAUCUGCUCAAAGCACAUACUGGAUUCACUUUGCAUUUUGGGUAUGUUAUUUUCCCCAGUUUUUUGUCAGCUGUUUACGUCAGUUUAUAACGCAUCCACAUCAACAACAUACUUUCAUGAUGAUACUCGUGUCUUCAUGGACACUGGUCCUAAUGAACUCUGCGCUCAAUCCAAUAAUUUACUGUUGGAAGAUGAGAAGUAUUCGGCGAACCAUGAUAGACAUUCUUCAAAGUAUAAUUCGAAGGAUCAGGUUGGGAUUACCAUUUUGAAGGCAACUAAAAAAUGACGUUGAAGUGAUUCAUACUGCUGAGAACCUUUCGUGAAAAACAAAGAGAAGAGUAUACACAGUGAGAACUUGUGUUCACCUGGGAAUCAUUUUAUUUAACCUUAACAAAUUUAUGACUAAGUUUUAACUUGGAGAUCAGAGAUAAUCAAACAGCGGAUGCUUUGGAGGGCCACCCAGCCGAGGCAGGACCGCCACCGACCACUGCCCUGCUCCGAUGAGAUCGAUGUCUUGGCAGGAAGGAUGCCCUGGAUUAGGUCAACUAACAACUGAUAUGUGACCCCCCGAUCCUUCCUUCAACCUCCCUCUCCAUUGGAAAAGAUCAGGAUACCCAAAGGAGCGCCUCAGUGAGCCUCUGCUUUUGCAAUCUAUCGUAUAUGGAAACAUACGUGAUUUCCGUAGUUAUUAGGCCAAAACAGCUGUGGUAACGGCAUUUCUGACGCUUAUCUGUUCUUUCCAGAACGACCCUGUAAUAUGCAUUAAAGACAUAGUAAUGUAAUAAGUAGCAGCCGCAUACACUGAGUAGGAGGGAAUCGAGGAUGGCAUGUAGCAGUGGGGGAGAAGUUUUGAAUUUUUCCCGCUCCCAGAAAGCAGCAGAGAACGGAAUUGAUUUCAAAGGACCUCCAUGGCCUCCACUUCGACCUGUGUGCCACACGUGACUGCAUCAUAGUUACAUAGAUAUUUACAUUAAGGUUCAACUAAACAUUGUAAACUGUAAUCUCUUGGAUUUGAACAGAACAGGUUU